GAUCAGUGAUGAGUCCCCGUCUGUAUUUUAUUUUUCAAUAAAGUAAUAACUCUAUCCACAAAAUCCUGGAGAGUUGUUCUCUCUCUUCUCUCUCAGGUGUUAAGAUGAUCAGACUCCCAUCCAAUGGUGGGAUCCCAUUUCUUCAACUUGAUCUAUAUUUACAGUUUCACUCACAGGACCCUCCCUCCCUUUGUGUGAAACGAAUCUUAUAGAUGAUGAGGGAAACAAGUAGACGCAUUUCUGAUUGGUGGAAUCUCUAUUCAGAAAGACUCCAAUGCUCACUACCAAUUUCAUGUUUAUCCACCAAGAUUUGUUUUCCUGCUUGAGAAAAAAAGUGAACGGGUAAGAUCUGAAGUUUGAAGUCUUGAUUUUGGCCAAUGAUCCGAAGACCAAUUGGUUUGGGGUAGGUGGGAAGGUUUAUCCACUUAUGUUGGGUUUCUGCCUGAGAGGUCUCAGGAUCGAUUCUUGCGGGAGCGAACUGUGACACCGGUUCAAACUGACAAUAAUAUGCCAACCGCUUGAUUCCUACUCGUGAUCUGGGUGAUCAAAGGCCAAAAAACUAACCGGGUGAUCUAGCCGUAAAAAAAAAAAAGUCUUGAUUUUGCAUAAAGUUGACCACUUCAAAUCAUUUUUUUACUAUGGAAAUUCACAUCGUUUUUAAUUGGCAAAUUGAAUUUUAACGAUUUUAAUUUAUAUCUGGCAAUUUAAGCGGUGACACUCCUUGUUUUCACUCUUGUUGUCAAGUUCUUUAUCUAUUCCACAACAUAAUUCCUUUUUCUUUAUUGUAUUUGUUUUUUUUAUUGAAUUCAUAUAUAAUUACUCGUAGUUUCAAGAUUUGGUACAUGUGAGCAUUUGAAUUAUGAUCAUAAGUUGGCAUACCUGUUUCAACCGUAGUGCGCUGCAAGUGUUUUGUGUAAGUGGUUUUUUGUGUAAGUGUGUGACUGGUUUUGGUUAGAAAAGUGGCGAGUUGCUUUAGAAGGUAAAGGCUUAAGAUUUAGACAUUCAAAGACCGAGUACGGUGAUUUUAGUGGAAAAGUCAACCGCGGAGAUACUCAAAUCACCGUUGGUGGUCAAGUGGUGCCACAGGUUACUAGGUUUAAAUAUUUAGGAUCGUUUGUAUAAAAGGAUGGGGAGAUAGAUAGUGACGUUGCCCAUCGUAUCCAAGUUGGCUGGUGUAGGAGGAAAGCAGCCGCUAGGGUAUUGUGUGACAGGAGGUUCCCAACUAAAUUAAUGGGAAAAUUUUAUAAGGUUGCAGUUAGACCUGCUAUGUUAUAUGGAACGGAUUGUUGGGCUAUCAAAAGGACGCAGACAUGCAAGAUGGAGGUGGCAGAAAUGAGGAUGCUACGGUGGAUGUGUGGGCACACAUGGCUAGAGCGUAUGAGAAAUGAGGUUUUUAGGGAAAGACUAGGGGUGGCUAGUAUAUCAAGUAAGAUUAAGGAGGGGAGAUUGAGAUGGGUUGAGCACGUGAAGAGGAGGCCGGUGACGGCACCGGUUAGACCAGUGGGCGCCCUUUGUGUAGAGGGUAGGAGGAGCAGAGGAAGGCCCAAGCUAAUUUGGGAGGAGCGGAUUAUGCAAGAUUUGCUAGAGUUGCACCUUUCUGAGGACAUGGUACAUGAUAGGAGUUCGUGGAGACGUAGGAUUAAGGUUAAGGAUUUUUAGGAGAGAGUGAGGAGGUGUCUGAGAUUUUUUGGUUAGGGGUUAAUAUUUCCUACUUUUCAGGUGGACUUUACAUGUGUUUAUCAUCUUGUGUGUGUGUGUGUGUGUAUAUAUAUAUAUAUAUAUUGUUGUAGGGGCUAUAGCUGUGUCUAUUCUUUUAUGUUAGUCGGUUACCACUUAUUCUGUGAUUGGUGGAGUCCUAUUGAUAUAUCUGUAGUUCGCAUUGUUUGCUUGAUGUUAGGUUUCGAGCCGGGGGUCUUUUUGGAAGCAGCCUCUUUAUCUAUAUGGAUAGAGGUAAGAUUUGCCUACUUCCCACCCUCCUCAGACCCCACCAAUAAUUUUGCUAUUUAUGAGACUUACUGAGUACGGUUGUUAUUGCUUUUAGGAAUAUGUGGUGUUUUUAUAUUCUCAUUGGAGAAAUCUUAAUAUUUUUAUCUUUUAGAUGGAUAUAUACGUUCUUGAUUUUUUUUUAAUGUCUAGAUUUAUUUACGUAUUUGAGAAAAAGUGAAUAGAUAAUUCAUUUUUACGGUGGAAAUUAUCGUUUUUUAUUGGUAUAUUGGAUUUUAAUAAUUUAAACCAGGAUGCCGUGACAUAAUAAUCUAUACCUGCAAUUUGAACAACGACACUCCUGUAACUUCCAUUUUCGUUGUUAAGAACAAUGCCACUCUAACGGAAAAGUAACUCCAUCUACCCUAAUGAAUAUGUACGUUUUAGAUGGAAAUUGACAUUCUUGAAUAUGUUUUUAGUGUGGGUAGGUUUAUCUUUUUGUUUGAGAAAAAGUGAAAUGGUGAGAUUUGAACUUUUGAAACUUUAUGUAAAUUGUCUUGAUACGACAUAAAUGAAACUCAGUGACAAAAAGGAGUUACUUCUCCAUUAGAGUGAGUUUGUUCUUGGCAACGUAAGUGAAAGUUAGGAGAGUCAUUCAGUCAAAUUGUCGGUAUGGAUUAUUAUCCGUAAAUGCGUCAUACGUUGGAUUAUUAAAAUCCAAUUCACCUUUUUAGUUUUACAAAUUGUUCAAGACUUAUGUAAUGUUAUCCAGUUACAUUUUUUUAAAUACAAUAGAGCGAAUCGGUAGGUAACAAAGAGAAGCCAAACACUUUCGUGUCGAGUUGUUUUGCAUUGUUACAAAAACAUUAUCAUUACAACAACAAUCAAAGAGUUUGGUGUGUGAAUAUAAAUUCAAAAAAAAAAAAAAAAAAGUUUAUAGAAACUGCAGGUAGAAAGUGAAGUUUGGUGGAAAGAGGGUGAAAGUAUGGUAUGGGAAAAUUGUGUCUUUAAUAGGCUAGUUGUGAAAAAUGUCCAGGUUCUCUUUCCUUGUAUGAAAUACUAAUCAAAUUGGUCAAUUAUUAUUAUCAGAAACAUUGGCAUAGAUACAAACCAUAUAUGAACACUUGCACACAUGUAUUUAUGUGAAAUAAAGAAUAGUCACAACAGCAAUGAAGGGUUUUCUGUCAGUUUCCGUUGCCUUCUGCCGACGUUUAUGAGGUUGGUCCCCUCCUACCGUCGUUAAUGGUUUUGAUUUUAUAAACUAACACAUUCCGAAUAUAAAAGUUAUAUAGUUUUCGUAUAUGUCUAUUGCUUGUUCACAUUUUCUUAUAGGUUUCGAAAACAGCAUUACAUUAUGAUCUAAUACCACAAGGGAACUUGUUUUCUUUGGACGACUUGUGACACGUCUGUUCCUUAGAUGGUUUUAUGUAUCAAAAUGCAUUUUGGACGACUUGUGACACGUCUGUUCCAUUUAUGCUAAAGUAAAUUAAGUUUUAUAAUAACUUAGUGAAUGAAACUCUUAUUAAGAUACAAGUCAUACAGGCAUGUAUAAUCAGAGAUUCAGAUCAUGGAAACACUAUACACACAUAAAUCAUUCACAGUCACACACACAUAACAACAUGCAUAUGUAAAUACAAACAUACAUAAGUGAGUUGUGUCAAUACCUGUAAAUAAAAUAGGAAAGAAGGGCAAUAUUAGUUUAAUAUAAGGAAAGAUGCAAGAACCUAGUUGUUUGCCAAAAUAGGAAAAGUUCCAAAACAAUUUUACUUUUGGAUAUUCUUUUCAUAACCGGACCGGACCAUGAGCUGGACACGCCACCAGUUUGGUACGUAUAAACCGGCCUGUUUUGGGCCGGCCGGUUUUAGCGAGUUCCAAACUUCUAGGUGAACAUGUAUCCCGGGUUGUGACCGGUGAACCGGUAGAGCGACCGGUUCGAUGACUGGUCCGGUUUUUAAAACAUUGCUUUUAUGUUACGGAUAUAAUAACAUAAACAAAUAAGGGAACUUGCUAGACAGCUAUUUAUAUCAUUCAUGAGACUCUGUGGAUCUCUGCAUUUUUCAUUGUGUAGUUCUUGCUUUUCCAAUCAAAAUCAAACCCCUUUUCUUUGCAUUUCACAACUUCCCAUUUAGAAAGUGAAUUUAGAUUCCUAGAUAGGGUUCAUGAGGGGUAGAAGUAGAACAUCUUCAAAACAAAUGGAAACAGAUACAGUUAUCGAAGCUAAAGAAGAACCUCGUCUUUCUGGCGCUUACAUCCGUACCUUAGUCAAACAUUUAACCUCAAAAGAUCCGUUAGACGUAAGUGAAAACAAUGAAUGCUAUAGUAACACACAAAAACCUCAACAAACACCAAUAGAAACGCAGCCACCACAACAACCACAACACAAGAAACAAGUUAGAAGAAGACUCCACACGAGUAAACCGUACCAAGAACGCCUUCUAAACAUGGCGGAAGCACGUAGAGAAAUCGUCACGGCUCUUAAGUUCCACAGAGCAUCCAUGAAACAACAAGAGGCAGCAGCCAACAAUCAAGCUCAUCAAUCUCCACCACAAUCUACCACAACUGCCACCACAACUACCAACAAGAACUAUUGGCAUAUGCCAACAUAUAUCCCACCACCACCACCACAGUUAUCCUCAUACAAUGACAACCAAAAUUUUGUACUUCCAACUCAAAGCUUAGGAUUAAAUCUCAAUUUCCAAAACUUUAGCAAUUUAAAUACCAACAUUUAUCACAAACCAUCAUCAAUGUCAACUGACUCACCAUCAUCAUCAUCAUACACACCAUCAUCUUCUUGUUCACCAGCUUUAUCUACACCUAUCGGGAAACCAAUAUCGUCGUGUGAUCUACAUCAUGCCAUGGACGAUGAGGAGAUGGAGGAGAUUAGAUCAUUAGGUGAACAACAUCAAAUUGAGUGGAAUGAUACUGUUAAUUUAGUGACAUCAGCUAGAUGGUGCAGUUUCUUGAACACCAUGAAACUUGAAGCAGAUGAAGGGGAUGAGUGUGAUGUUAUUAAUCAGUUUGAUCAAAUUAUGGAGUUUCCACAAUGGCUAAUCAAUGCAAAUGAAAGUUCAUGUCUGCAACAACACUUUGAUCACCAGUUUUCUGAUGCUUACUUUCAAGAUCCUGCUUUGCCUUGCAUGGAUAUAGGUGAAAUUGAAGCAAUGGAUGGGGAGUGGCUUGCCUAAAAAAGAUUGAUUGUUUUUUGAGUAAUCAAUUUGUGGUUGAAUUUUUGUUUAUUUAAAUAUAUUUUGCUACUAGUAUUUUUCUGAGUAAUAAUGUUUGCAAAUUAUAUGGCAGAAAGAAACCGAAA
Helianthus annuus (common sunflower) is the source of this 5233-nucleotide messenger RNA. RefSeq lists its product as uncharacterized. NCBI's taxonomy places the organism in Eukaryota, Viridiplantae, Streptophyta, Magnoliopsida, Asterales, Asteraceae. The coding region runs from base 4083 to 5108 and encodes 341 amino acids. The transcript has 3 exons. The record is from RefSeq and is a predicted model, not a curated record.